Melanotaenia boesemani (Boeseman's rainbowfish) is the source of this 5659-nucleotide messenger RNA. Its product is annotated as glutamate receptor ionotropic, NMDA 2B-like. Gene Ontology annotation, molecular function: transmitter-gated monoatomic ion channel activity involved in regulation of postsynaptic membrane potential; NMDA glutamate receptor activity. Gene Ontology annotation, biological process: excitatory postsynaptic potential; long-term synaptic potentiation; monoatomic ion transport. The record is from RefSeq and is a predicted model, not a curated record. The transcript is spliced from 15 exons. Gene Ontology annotation, cellular component: NMDA selective glutamate receptor complex; postsynaptic density membrane; plasma membrane. The coding region runs from base 40 to 5199 and encodes 1719 amino acids. NCBI's taxonomy places the organism in Eukaryota, Metazoa, Chordata, Actinopteri, Atheriniformes, Melanotaeniidae.
UCCCAGUCUGCACCACCAUGCUACUUCUGAAAAGGUUGGAUGAGACUUUGGCUGGCAAAACACAAGGUAUUACUCUCCCACUCCUACACCAUGCCUGUCUGUGGACGACAAAGUUCCUUCCAAUCCAGCGGCCAUGCUCGAGCCCGCUUCUCCGCCCACUUGGUCGCUCAGGAGCAAGAACGAGUUCGAACCCUACAUCCGCCCCUUUCUGCAUCCCUUCACCGCCAGACAAGUACUUUUCUCCGCCUACCCCUCCUUUUCCUGCUGCUCUGCCUUGUCCACUUACCCCCGGCCUGCCACUCACGGAGAGAGAAGGGCGGGGGAGGCGGUGGCGGCCACUACGUUCCCAUCCCACAGCCUCCCCCCCACCACAUGGCCCUGCCCAACAUCUUACGUGGCCUCAGCAUUGCUGUUGUCCUGGUGGGCAACUCCAGCGAGGUGGCACUGGCAGGGGCACGAGAGAAGGAGGACUUCCUACACAUUGCCCCUAAUGUGGAGGUGCUGACCAUGAACGAGACCGACCCUAAAAGCAUCAUCAAGAGUAUCUGUGACCUCAUGACCGAGCACUGGCUGCAGGGAGUGGUGUUUGGAGAUGACACUGACCAGGAGGCCAUUGCACAAAUCCUGGACUUCAUAUCAGCCCAAACCCAUAUCCCCAUUCUAGGAGUACGCGGGGGCUCUUCCAUGAUCAUGGCUGCCAAGGAUGACAACUCCAUGUUCUUUCAAUUUGGCCCCUCCAUCGAGCAGCAGGCUUCUGUCAUUCUGAACAUCAUGGAGGAAUAUGACUGGUACAUCUUCUCCAUCGUCACAACGUACUACCCGGGUUACCAAGACUUUGUCACCAAGAUCCGUAGCACCAUCGAGAACAGCUUUGUGGGCUGGGAACUGGAGGAGGUUCUUUUGCUUGACAUGUCUGUAGAUGAUGGAGAUUCAAAGAUCCAGAACCAGCUGAAGAAGCUCCAGAGCCCUGUCAUUCUUCUCUACUGCACAAAAGAAGAAGCCAACACUAUCUUCGAGGUGGCCCACUCAGUUGGGAUCACUGGCUAUGGCUACACUUGGAUCGUGCCCUCGCUGGUGGCUGGAGACACUGAUGUAGUGCCAGCUGAGUUUCCCACAGGUCUUCUCUCUGUAUCUUAUGACGAGUGGGACUAUGGCCUGGAGGCUCGUGUUCGUGAUGGUGUGGCGAUCAUCACCAUGGCAACUUCCACCAUGAUGAUGGACCGAGGGCCUCACACCUUGUUGAAAUCUGAGUGCCAUGGAGCUCCAGACAAGAAGACCCCCAUCUCAGGCAACCCCAAUGAAGUGCUCAGGUACCUGAUGAAUGUGACGUUUGAGGGGCGUAAUCUGUCGUUCAGCGAGGACGGAUACCAGAUGCACCCCAAGCUUGUCAUUAUUCUGCUCAACAAAGAGAGACAGUGGGACAGGGUGGGUAAAUGGGAAAAUGGUUCCCUGUCCAUGAAAUACCAUGUGUGGCCUCGCUAUGAAUUGUAUGGGGGGACAGCGAACAGGGAGGAUGACCACCUGUCCAUUGUGACAUUGGAGGAGGCUCCGUUCGUCAUUGUGGAAGACGUGGAUCCACUCAGUGGGACCUGUAUGAGGAACACAGUACCCUGCCGGAAACAGAUCAAAACACUUAAUCAGACGAAGGAGUCGGGCAUCUACAUUAAACGCUGCUGUAAGGGCUUCUGCAUCGACAUCCUGAAGAAAAUUGCCAAGUCAGUCAAAUUUACGUACGACCUCUACCUGGUCACUAAUGGAAAGCAUGGCAAGAAAGUCAAUGGAACGUGGAAUGGCAUGGUGGGCGAGGUGGUGUUAAAAAAUGCACAUAUGGCUGUCGGAUCCCUGACCAUCAAUGAGGAGAGGUCCGAGGUCAUCGACUUUUCUGUUCCUUUCAUUGAGACAGGAAUUAGCGUCAUGGUUUCCCGCAGUAAUGGCACUGUUUCGCCUUCAGCCUUCUUAGAGCCCUUCAGCGCGGAUGUGUGGGUGAUGAUGUUCGUGAUGCUGUUGCUGGUGUCAGCAGUAGCUGUGUUCAUAUUCGAGUACUUCAGCCCUGUGGGCUACAACCGCUGUCUGGCUGAUGGCAGAGAGCCACAUGGUCCAUCUUUCACCAUUGGUAAAGCCAUCUGGCUGUUGUGGGGUCUGGUCUUCAACAACUCUGUGCCAGUACAGAAUCCCAAAGGCACGACCAGUAAAAUCAUGGUGUCCGUGUGGGCCUUCUUUGCUGUCAUUUUCCUGGCCUCCUACACUGCCAACCUGGCUGCUUUCAUGAUCCAGGAGGAAUAUGUGGACCAAGUAUCUGGUCUCUCAGACAAAAAGUUCCAAAGUCCCAAUGACUUUUCACCUCCAUUUCGGUUUGGCACGGUCCCCAACGGAAGCACAGAGAGAAAUAUUAGGAACAACUAUCCAGAAAUGCACUCCUACAUGACGAAGUUUCAUCAGAGAAACGUCAACGAAGCUUUGCAGAGUCUGAAGUCUGGCAAAUUGGAUGCUUUCAUUUAUGACGCAGCCGUAUUGAACUACAUGGCCGGCAGGGACGAGGGCUGCAAGCUGGUGACCAUCGGCAGCGGCUACAUCUUUGCCACAACGGGCUACGGCAUCGCCAUCCAGAAGGAGUCGCUCUGGAAGAGACAUGUGGACCUGGCUAUCCUGCAGCUUUUUGGAGAUGGUGAGAUGGAGGAGCUGGAGUCCCUGUGGUUGACGGGGAUCUGCCACCACGAGAAGAACGAGGUGAUGUCCAGCCAGCUGGACGUGGACAACAUGGCCGGGGUCUUCUACAUGCUGGGCGCUGCCAUGGCUCUGUCGCUCAUCACCUUCAUUUGCGAACACUGGUUCUACUGGCAGCUACGCUUCUGCUUCAUGGGUGUCUGCUCCGGUCGGCCCGGCUUCGUCUUCACCAUCAGCAGGGGAAUAUACAGCUGCAUCCAUGGAGUCCAGAUUGAGGAAAAGAGCAGCUCCGCGUUGAACUCCCCAUCAGCCACCAUGAACAACACCCAUUCCAAUAUUAUGCGCCUCUUACGCACUGCCAAAAACAUGGCUUCCCUGUCAGGGGUGAACGGCUCACCGCACAGCGCUCUGGACUUCAUCCGCCGCGAAUCUUCUGUUUAUGACAUCUCUGAGCACAGGCGCAGCUUGGCAGGCCACUCAGACUGUAAACCUCCUUAUAUGCCAGAAGACAACAUGUUUAGUGACUACAUCAGUGAGGUGGAGAGGACGUUUGGCAACAUCCACCUCAAGGACAGUAAUUUGUACCAGGACCACUAUCUACACCAUCAUGGCUCCACAUUAGGGCUGAGUGGCCCUCCUCAAAACCGGCCCCAUAGUUUGGGCAGUGCUAGUUCUCUGGAGGGCGGCAUGUUUGACUGUGACAGCCUGGGCGGAGGGGUGGCGCCUAUCUUUACCACCCAGCCCUGCUCAGCACUGACCCACAGAAACAUGAGCAAGUUUGACCUGCUGUCCGGGCAGACCCCUCCCUCAGGCCAAGGUUUCAAGGGAGGUCUGCCUGACCUGUACGGGAAAUUCUCUUUUAAAGGAGGCGCCUCAAGUUCCACCUACAUCCCUGGGCCCAGCUACUGUGGAGGGAGGGGAGAAGAUGAUGGGAACAUCCGUUCGGAUGUCUCGGACAUUUCCACACACACGGUGACUUACGGAAACCUGGAGGGUAACGCGAAGAAGCGCAAACAGUAUCGCGAUAGCUUGAAAAAGAGGCCGGCCUCUGCAAAGUCCAGACGGGAGCUGGACGAGAUUGAGCUGGGCUACAGGCGGAAACCAUACCACAUCAGCCACCACCACUACCACGGCCACCGUUCUUCCUCCCCGCCACUUUUUCCCUCUGAACGCAAGAGAGGUGGCGGGGGAGGUGGAGGAGGAAACAAUGAUGGGAACUCGUAUCUUUUCAGAGAGAAGGAGAGUGUUAGGGACUUUUAUUUGGACCAGUUUCGGCCCAAAGAAGGUGUCCCUCAGUGGGAACAUGUAGACUUGACUGAAGGUCCCGGGAAUAGAGACGGGGGAGUCGGAGCCUGCACCUCCUUGGUGCCAGUGGAUGAUUUCCUGAAGAGCAAACCCAAAAAGACAGAUUCAAAGAGCGGGGGAGGAUCUGGACUGGCAGGGGGGGAGUGGGAAUGUAGGAACUGUCGGGCGAGUGGGGGCGGAGGGGGCAUGCAGAUGUCCAUGCAUGGUGGAGGGGGUGGCGGGUAUGGUGGUGGCAUUAACUGUGGCUCAUCAGGAGGUGGAGGUAACAGCCGCCCCAGUUCUGCGACCUGCAUGCGCUGUGAAGGUUGUAAAAAGACAGGAAACCUCUACGACAUCAGCGAGGACAACAACCACCUCUCAGAACAGAUUGGUGGAGGGAAAGGUGGGGGAGGAGUUGGAGGUAUGGGCCUUGGCCCUCAGUCUCAAUCUCAGGCCCAGCAGAGGAGGAAGAGUGGAGGCAAGCAACUGAGGCGGCAGCAUUCGUACGACACAUUUGUUGACCUUCAGAAAGAGGAAACAGGUGGGAUGGGAAGUUUGAUGGGAGGUUUAGGAGGAGGAGGAGGGAUGAGUGGAGCAGGUAUGGGUGGAAUGCUGCCCCCACCCAGAAGUGUUAGCUUGAAGGAGAAGGAACGCUACAUGGAAGGUAACAGCCCCUUUGCGCACAUAUUUGAGCGCCAUGGGGGCUCAGAAAGAGAAAGGGAAAGAGACAGAGAUCCAUUGUUUUAUGGAGGUGAGAGUCGAAAAGGACCUGGCUCACCUUUUGGCCUGUUCAGAGGAGGUGAGGGCCUCCACCGCCGCUCCAUCGGAGAAAGAGACAUAAGAGACAGAGACAGGUCUUUGAUGGAAGGAGGAGGUGGGGCAGCUUUCUCUUUAUCCAAAUCACUUUACCCUGACCGGGUAAACCAAAACCCCUUUAUACCCACCUUUGGUGAUGACCAGUGUCUGAUGCAUGGAGCCAAACAAUAUUACAUGUCAAAGCAACAGCAGGAGCAACAAGUUGCCAAAAACAGCCGAAGUGACUUCAGGGGCCAGAUGAGUGCAACGUCGUAUAUGCCAUCGGCUGCCACAGCGGGGGUCAUGUCCACCGUGGCCCCGCGGUUCCAGAAAGAGCUCAGCCUCGGUGGAAUGAACCAUCACGGUUCCUUGUUGGGGGUUGGCCCCCCACGUCCCUUCAAUGGAAGCAAUGGCCAUGUGUACGAAAAACUCUCCAGCAUUGAGUCUGAUGUGUAAAAGGCAGAAGGGGGGGAAGAGGAGGAGAGCAAUAGAAGCUUUGAGUGUUAGAUCAGGGGUGAUUUUAAAGACAAUGUAGAAAACAGGGAUAUAGGGAAAAUAUUCAUUUGAAAGAAAAUAAUGGUUAAAAAUCAGGAUUCUCUGAGGAGGUGCGGGAUGCUGACCCUCUAUCAAAAAUGGCCAAACUUACCCCUUUUUGUUAACAACAAUCCCCCUUAAUCCCCUUUUGAUGCCCUAAACUCUGAGUCCCUCAUUUCCUCCAGCAGUUUGGUAGAAGUGUUGAUAAUGCAAUGAUGCAACACCCCGUCUUAGCUUGCUACAGGCUGUGACGUGAUGCGGUGGCAGUCCGAAGACUCCCACUGAGCGUUUGUGAGGAAACAGUGGAGACUGGAACAAAAUGCCCAUCUGCCCCCUCUGCCACUGAAGAACGUCGACAUUGUCACAUUGACCAAAUAACCAC